This is a messenger RNA of Arabidopsis arenosa, 1643 nucleotides long. The record is from the annotation of a GenBank genome assembly. NCBI's taxonomy places the organism in Eukaryota, Viridiplantae, Streptophyta, Magnoliopsida, Brassicales, Brassicaceae.
AUCUAAUUGUCUAUUUUUCUUUAAAAACAUUAAUUAAAGUACUUAGAAAACGCUGUAGAAGAUGGCGAUUGUGUCGUUGCGCGAUGUGGCUGUGAUGAUGGUAGUGGUGCUGGUGACUGUGCAGGUGUUUGCACAAGGGUAUCCGGAAGCAGAUUUGGUUGUGAGGCUUCCAGGUCAACCAAAGGUUGCGUUCAGACAAUACGCCGGGUAUGUUGAUCUCGACUUGAAUGCUGGACGUAGCCUUUUCUACUACUUCGUCGAGGCUGAAAAACACCCUGACACAAAACCGCUAACCUUGUGGCUCAAUGGAGGUCCAGGUUGUUCUUCAGUUGGUGGAGGAGCUUUCACUGAGCUAGGUCCAUUUUACCCCACAGGCGAUGGCCGUGGUCUCCGCGUUAACUCCAUGUCGUGGAACAAAGCAUCGAACCUGCUGUUUGUGGAGUCACCGGUUGGAGUUGGAUGGUCUUACUCCAACCAAAGCUCUGAUUACAACACCGGUGACAAGUCUACUGCCAGCGAUAUGCUCGCGUUCUUGUUGGGAUGGUUCGACAAGUUCCCAGAGUUCAAGUCUCGCGACUUCUUUCUCACUGGUGAAAACUAUGCAGGACAUUACAUACCGCAAUUGGCUGAUGGGAUACUCAGCUACAAUUCACACUCAAGUGGGUUCAAAUUCAACAUCAAAGGCAUUGCAAUUGGGAAUCCAUUUCUGAAGCUUGACAGAGACACUCGAGCUGCAUUCGAGUUCUUCUGGUCGCACGGGAUGAUCUCUGAUGAAGUGGGACACACAAUCAUGAGUCAGUGUGACUUCUCACAUUACACAGAUGUAUAUCCGCGUAAUGUAAGUGUUCCAUGCAACGACGCUAUCCGUGAAGCCGGAAACAGCAUCACUGAGUAUGUCAACAACUAUGAUUUUCUUCUUGACAUUUGCUACCCCUCAAUUGUCCUCAAAGAACUAAGGCUUAAGCAAAUGGCCACAAAGAUGAGCAUGGGAGUGGAUGUCUGUUUGACCUACGAAAGACAGUUCUAUCUCAAUCUCCCAGAGGUACAGAUAGCGCUUCACGCGAACCGCACUCAUCUGCCAUAUUCAUGGUCAAUGUGCAGCAACCUGUUAAACUACUCUGGCAUCGAUGCAAACAUCAACAUGCUUCCGACUCUGAAGAGAGUUAUACAGAACAAAAUUCCUGUUUGGAUCUUCAGUGGAGAUCAAGAUUCUGUAGUUCCAUUUCUGGGAUCACGAGCUGUCGUACGAGAACUCGCAAACGACCUCAAUUUCAAGACGACAGUUCCAUAUGGAGUGUGGUUCCACAAAAGACAGGUUGGAGGUUGGGCCAUCGAGUAUGGAAACAUACUCACUUUUGCAACAGUGAGAGGAGCGGCUCAUGCGGUGGCGAACUCGCAGCCCUCACGAGCUCUGCAUCUAUUCAGCACCUUUCUUCGUGGCCAUAGAUUGCCCAACAAGACCGAUAUAGCUAUGCAUGAUUGAAAGAGAAGGAAGCUCAUUAUUAGAGUAUAUAACCUUAAGACAUAAUUUUUCCUACGAUUAUUAGUAACAAGACUCGUCUCUUGAUUAUGAUAAUGGUUUAAUGAUGUAAACGAUACAUAAUCUCCACUCAGAACCGUUGACAUAAAAAAAAAAAAGGUAC